Medicago truncatula (barrel medic) is the source of this 2469-nucleotide messenger RNA. RefSeq names its product pentatricopeptide repeat-containing protein At3g49240, mitochondrial. Gene Ontology annotation, molecular function: protein binding. The record is from RefSeq and is a predicted model, not a curated record. The transcript is spliced from 2 exons. Bases 218 to 2113 code for a protein of 631 amino acids. Lineage: Eukaryota; Viridiplantae; Streptophyta; Magnoliopsida; Fabales; Fabaceae.
CCCAAUAGGCCCAUUUCAGUUCACUGCAUCAUUAUCGUCAACAUCUUCUAAAAUCUACAACUCUAAGCUAAACCCUCUCUGAACCCCAUUUCACUGUUCAUCGCACUUCUCGCCGUUAAACCUCCAUUUUCGCCGUCAACCGCCGUCGACUUCCUUCUUCUUCAUCUCCAUCAAAUUCGACCGUGAUUUAUAGUCUAUCUUCCUCUCACACUCAACCAUGGCUCUCUCUAAAGCAACAUUUCUCACCCACCUGAAAACCCUUGCACAUCCACACCUCCGAAUCCGACCACCUUAUUCACUCUGUCCACGCUUCCUCUCCUUCGCCUCACCAGAAGAAGCCGCCGCCGAACGCCGCCGCCGCAAGCGACAACUCCGCAUCGAACCCCCUCUCUCUGCCCUUAACCGCAAUCAACAACAAUCACCCAAUCCAAACCCUAAAUCACAAUCCCCACCCUACUAUCUCAACCCCACUGACCCUAAACUCCCCGAACACGCUUCUGCGUUAACCGGUAACCGUGUCAACCUUCACAACACUAUUCUAACCCUAAUCCGCCAAAAUGAUCUCGAUGAAGCCGCACUGUACACGCGCCACUCCAUUUAUUCCAAUUGCCGCCCAACCAUCUUCACCAUCAACGCUGUCCUCUUCGCCCUCUUCCGUCAGUCUCGCUAUUCCGAUCUUCUAUCCCUCCACCGUUUCAUUACACAAGCUGGUGUAGUUCCUAAUAUCAUUACUUACAAUCUUAUCUUUCAGACUUAUCUCGAUUGUCGCAAGCCUGAUACUGCUCUUGAGAAUUUCAAGCAGUUCAUCAAGGAUGCUCCUUUUAACCCUUCGCCUACCACUUUCCGCAUUCUUAUUAAGGGUUUGGUUGAUAACAAUAGGCUUGAUCGUGCUAUGGAUAUUAAGGAUCAAAUGAAUGCUUCGGGUUUUGCACCUGACCCUCUGGUUUAUCAUUAUUUGAUGUUGGGUCAUGCUAGGAGUUCUGAUGGGGAUGGUGUCUUAAGGGUUUAUGAAGAGUUGAAAGAGAAGUUGGGUGGGGUUGUGGAAGAUGGGGUUGUUUUGGGGUGUUUGAUGAAGGGGUAUUUUCUCAAGGGGAUGGAGAAGGAAGCUAUGGAGUGUUAUCAAGAGGUUUUUGUAGAGGGAAAGAAGAUGAGUGACAUUGCUUAUAAUUCGGUGCUUGAUGCUCUUGCCAAGAAUGGGAAAUUUGAUGAGGCAAUGAGGCUCUUUGAUAGGAUGAUCAAGGAGCAUAAUCCUCCUGCUAAGUUGGCUGUUAAUUUGGGAAGCUUUAAUGUCAUGGUGGAUGGUUAUUGUGCUGAGGGAAAAUUCAAGGAGGCGAUUGAGGUUUUCAGGAGCAUGGGUGAGUCUCGUUGUAAGCCUGAUACGUUGUCAUUUAAUAACUUGAUUGAGCAGUUGUGUAAUAAUGGGAUGAUUUUGGAAGCUGAGGAGGUUUAUGGAGAAAUGGAGGGCAAAGGAGUAAACCCUGAUGAGUAUACAUAUGGCUUGUUGAUGGAUACUUGUUUCAAAGAGAACAGGCCUGAUGACGCUGCUAGCUAUUUCAAAAAAAUGGUGGAAUCGGGUUUGAGGCCUAACUUGGCUGUUUACAAUAGGUUGGUUGAUGGGUUGGUUAAAGUUGGGAAGAUUGAUGAUGCUAAGUUUUUCUUUGACCUAAUGGUGAAGAAGCUCAAGAUGGAUGUUGCUAGCUAUCAAUUCAUGAUGAAGGUGUUGAGCGAGGCAGGAAGGUUGGAUGAUGUGCUUCAGAUUGUAAAUAUGUUGUUGGAUGACAAUGGUGUCGACUUUGAUGAGGAAUUCCAAGAGUUCGUUAAGGUGGAGUUGAGAAAAGAAGGGAGAGAAGAGGACUUGGCCAAACUGAUGGAGGAGAAGGAAAGAUUGAAAGCUGAAGCCAAGGCUAAGGAAGCUGAGGCAGCAGAAGCUGCUAGAAAUAAAAAAGGAUCUGGAAUUUUAAUAACCAAGAUGUUAGGUUUAAAGGAAACAGAGUCAGAGAACACUGAUGCCACUACUACUGAGUCAGAGUUGGCAGAGAAAAUCAAUGAAGCUGAUGGUUCGGACGAAGGAGAGGCUAAAAGUGAUAGAGCAAGUGAACAACUAACAGCUUGAAGGUGCCAAUUCUUGUUGCUUUGACGAGGACGUAUAAUUAUUAAUGAUGCUUUAAAGAGGAUUUUAAAGCCCGAGUUUCUUUCUCAAAAUAGUACAUGUAGUUAUGUUUGUUAAAACAGAUUGUGCAAUUUAUGAUUUUCCCCAUUUUAUGAUAUCUUAUUGGGUAUUGCUCUAUUCCAACCCCCUUCAGAAUCUUGGAUACGGUAGUAGAAGCGUUUGAGUUAUUUAUCUCAUACAGAUUUUGACAAGUAUUAUUUAUUAGUGAAUUGCAAUUGUUAGGCUUUGGCUGUGUUUCAUUUUGGAUAUUUUGUUGGUGAACUGCUGCUUGAUUAUCAAAUUCUGUAUUUUGUUCUGUA